Messenger RNA from Salvia miltiorrhiza (redroot sage), 2256 nucleotides. RefSeq names its product sodium/calcium exchanger NCL-like. The transcript has 7 exons. NCBI's taxonomy places the organism in Eukaryota, Viridiplantae, Streptophyta, Magnoliopsida, Lamiales, Lamiaceae. Gene Ontology annotation, biological process: intracellular calcium ion homeostasis; calcium ion transmembrane transport. Gene Ontology annotation, molecular function: calcium:proton antiporter activity; calcium ion binding. Gene Ontology annotation, cellular component: membrane. The coding region runs from base 321 to 2015 and encodes 564 amino acids. The record is from RefSeq and is a predicted model, not a curated record.
AAAUUGACUUAUAAUUUUAUUUUUGAAAAGCUGACUUAGCAGAUGCAGAUCUCAGAUCUUGGUGUAAAUCGUGAUAAAUUAGCAAACUAUUAAUAGUAUCACAUUAUAAUAUUAGGUGUAUUUAUUGAGUUGUAUAUAGAUAUAUAUAAUCUUAAACCCAAGGGGCAAAAUUCGAAAUAGUAGAUAAUUAUUUAAGAAGCUUAUUCAACGAAACGAUCUCGGCAAUUUCGAAAAUGGCGCUCCACAACCUGUUGAUCUGCCACGCUCCAUAACGAUAUUAAUACACAAUUAAUACACAGACACACACUCAGUUCUUCAGCAUGGUGAUGCAGCGGCCGCUUCUCACAGCCGUCCUCUUCCUGAUCCUCUGCGGCGCGGCGUACGGGCGUCUGAUUUCCGACCAAUCCGGUGUGUUCUCCGAUGGGGUGGUGAUGCCGUCGUUCCUCCGCCUGGGAGCGGAGGAGGAGUCGUGCGAGCAGACGUACGGAUUCAUGCCGUGCACAUCGACGGCGAUGGGAAACCUCUUCCUGAUCUUGGUGUACGGAUACCUGAUGUUCAUGGCGGCGACGUAUCUGUCAGGCGGCAGCGAGCUUCUGCUCGAGAUUUUGGGACCCGGAAUCGUCGGCGGCCUUUUCCUCCCCAUUCUCGGAGCUCUUCCUGAUGCUAUGCUUAUACUUGUGUCUGGAAUGUCUGGAAGUGUAGAAACUGCUCAAAGCCAGGUUUCAGUUGGCAUGGGCCUUCUGGCCGGCUCAACUGUUAUGCUCCUCACUGUAAUUUGGGGUUCCUGCAUUCUCGUGGGAAAGUGCGACCUACAAGAUGAUCUCGCCAACGACAAUCAAGACACCAGACCCUUCACUUUAACUGGUUCCGGCGUAAGCACAGACAUAUGGACAACUUAUGCUGGCAUAAUCAUGGCUAUAUCUGUGAUUCCCUUCAUAAUUGUGCAAUUUCCACAGAUAUUGCAUUCAGAUUCUGGGAGGAACUUGGCUGUCUUGAUUGGUCUUAUUGUCUCAGUUUCACUUCUCAUCUCCUAUUGCCUUUACCAGGUUUUUCAGCCGUGGGUUCAAAAGAGGCGGCUCGAUUAUAUCAAGCAUAGGCACGUGAUGUCGGGAAUCUUGAAGCACUUAAAGAAGCGCGCCCUGGGGAGGCUUUCCACGGAAGAGGGACGGCCUAAUGUACAAGUGUUGUCCAAGCUGUUCAAAGCGAUUGAUGAAAAUGAGGAUGGAUACCUUUCGCAUAAAGAAUUAAGGGCCCUGAUCAUCGGAAUCCAGUUUGAUGAGAUCAAUUUGGAUCAUAACGAUGCCGUAGAGAAAGUAAUGAAGGAGUUCGAUACUAGCCGGGACUCUAAAGUUGAUCUCGCAGAGUUCAUCGUUGGAAUUGGGAGAUGGCUUGAAGAGGCUAAGCUUGCCAAUCAUCCUAAUCAUGCUGCUGAUUCAAUGAAGUAUAUAGAUGAUUUCCACACGCAAACAAAGAGAGAGCAUUUCCUUUUGGGAGUUGAAAGCGAAGAGAGUGAGGAGGGCGUUGAGAACUCGCAGUGGACGACACUGAAAGCCGUGCUUCUGUUGCUCCUCGGAUCUCUCAUCGCAGCUGCAUUUGCCGAUCCUCUUGUUGAUGCGGUUCAGAAUUUCUCCAACGUCACCAGGAUCCCUACUUUCUUCAUAUCGUUCAUCGCUCUUCCAUUGGCUACCAACUCCAGCGAGGCCGUCUCCGCGAUCAUAUUUGCGAGCAGGAAGAAGCUAAGAUCUGCUUCCUUGACAUUUUCUGAGUUGUACGGAGCUGUUACGAUGAACAACGUGCUGUGCCUGUCGGUGUUCUUGGCGCUGGUGUAUGCGAGGGGGUUGGUUUGGGAUUUCUCGUCGGAGGUGCUGGUUAUUUUGAUCGUGUGCAUCGUGAUGGGUGUGUUUGCCAGUGUUCGCACCACGUUUCCUGUUUGGACCUCUUUCAUAGCUUUUCUUCUCUAUCCCUUUUCUCUCGCACUCGUCUAUGUUCUUGACUAUGUCUUCGGUUGGUCGUAGACCAUUUUGUUUUUGAUGUCGUCUUAUUUUUCACAAUUUCUUGUUGGAACUUGACGCGUUGUGAGUUGUUGAAAUGCCUGGGUUUUGUUACGGUUUUAAACACUGUACACUUAUUAGAGAUAGCGGUUUUUUAUGUUCUGUAUUGUUAUUUUAAUGGAUUUCUCACAAGGUGUUUUCUUGUUUUGUAUUGUUAUUUGAACCGAUUUCUCAGAAAAUGGGAUUGUUCCUGUUUUGUAUAGUU